GGCUGCAGCUGCAGAGUUAGAUGGGUUGCAUGAACUCUCACUGCAGGGAUUUAACUUGCAUCACAUAUAUUUUACCACCUGCUUAGGAUUUUGGAACGAGAACCGAGGUAAUCUGAUUUCUGCACAGGGGCAGCUGGAUAUCUUUGUCCUAAUAAAGCACUCACACAGUGUUACAGACAUGGCUGGAGUAAAGAAGCCGGCGGUGCUUCUUUCUCUGCUGGAAAAGGUGGAGACGGAGAAAGAGGAGCUGCAUCUGGAGGAGCAGCGGCCCGGCAUCAACCAGACUGAGGUCGAUUCGCGUGGGCCAGAGCACCAACACUCAGGCCCUGACAGGAGGGUGCGAGAAAAGAUGGAGGAGGGUGGAGGAGGGGAGCUUCAGGGAGAGGAGAGUGUGACAUCUGAUGAGGAGUAUGACAUGGAUUUGGAGUUGAGAGAAAAGGAGGAGACAUAUGAUUCGACAGAGAAGGAGUGCUACUUGAAGGCGUGUGAAAUGUUGCAGGUGGUUCCUGCCUCUUACUUCCUGCACCACAUGCAAGAUAAAGAGCUGGAUUUGAUGCACCGUGGUCUCGGGCCAAAGGGCACCAAAGCACUGGCGGUUUCCCUGGUAACCAACACUUCCAUUCUGCGGCUGAAGCUGCGAGAUAAUUGGACGGAGGGAAUGGGCGGAGCUGCCAUAGCAGAGAUGUUAAAGGAAAAUCAUUACAUUACAGAAGUGGACCUGUCUGACAACAAACUUGGGGAUUUUGGUGCCAGAGCCAUAUCUGGCAUGCUUAAUCAGAACAGCACCCUGGUGAGCCUGCAGCUGUCAGGAAACCAUUUCACAGACCGGUCCGCUGAGAGCCUGAGCCGAGCACUUACCACCAACACCACGCUGCAGCACCUCGACCUGAGCCACAACACUCUGGGAGAGCACGCAGGCCGCCUCCUCGGCGACUCUCUGUCAGAGAACGUGGGGUUGAGAUCGUUGAGUCUGGCCUGGAACUGCAUCAGAGGGGAGGGAGCGGUGAUGCUGGCCAGCGGGCUCGGGGGGAAUGGUUUCCUCAGGAGACUGGAUCUGUCCCGCAACGGCCUCGGCAGAGGAGGAGCCGUCGCUUUAGGAGAGGCACUUAGAGAGAACUAUAUGUUGGAGGAGUUGAAUGUGAAUGACAACCGAAUACCCCCUGAGGGAGCCAUCCACCUCGCCAUGGGCCUCAAAAUCGGCAGGAACCCCCUCCAGAGUGCUGGGUGCUACGGGAUCCUUCAGUCUGUUCAGGAAAACCCUGAUUCAGCCAUGGACACUCUGGACUUUUCUGACAUUACAGUCGACCAGGAUUUUGAAGAUUUGUAUACAGCAGUGAAGGAAAUAGUCCCUGAGCUCAGAGUAAAAUACAGGGGUCGAGUUGUCACAGCCAGAAAGGCAAAACCUUGAAAAAUGUAACUCUGAUUGGAAUACGUGUCAGCAAAAGUAAGAAAUCUCGUCAGGGCCCCUUUAAAUUGACAGAUGGGUUCCUACAGGAAUACGAGUCCUUUUUCAGGGAGCCAAGAGGAUAUAUCCCCUGGAAUAAAAUGUAAAUUAAAAAAAAUACUACUCUUUAAGAUCAGCAGAAAGGCCAUCGGAGCAUAAACUGUUUAUUUGCCUGAAGACAAGUGUUGAUCAAGUCGCUAAAAAUGGGCCCGGAACACAGGUACUUAGGUUCUUUUUAGAUCUGAUCUGAUCUGACGUUAUAUAACACCAGUGGGUAGAAUGAUGGAGAGGAUCAGAGAGUGCUGCAUUGUGUAUGAAAAGAAGUGAAAGUGGGUUGCACAAAAAGGAUUUAAGCACUUCGUGACUAGUUUAAUAGAGAAACCAGCUCUGAAAGAACAGUCCACUUAGAUAAGAGACCUGUAUUACCGCAGCGGGACAACUCUCCCACACACCUCCAAAUGAGCUCUAAACCCGUCAUUUACUUUGAAUUUCUGAUACAUACAAUUAAAAU
Cololabis saira (Pacific saury) is the source of this 1955-nucleotide messenger RNA. It is a transcript of the gene lrrc74b, whose product is annotated as leucine rich repeat containing 74B. NCBI's taxonomy places the organism in Eukaryota, Metazoa, Chordata, Actinopteri, Beloniformes, Belonidae. Bases 179 to 1408 code for a protein of 409 amino acids. The record is from RefSeq and is a predicted model, not a curated record. Gene Ontology annotation, molecular function: protein binding. The transcript is spliced from 10 exons.